Messenger RNA from Mus caroli (Ryukyu mouse), 8819 nucleotides. The record is from RefSeq and is a predicted model, not a curated record. Lineage: Eukaryota; Metazoa; Chordata; Mammalia; Rodentia; Muridae.
ACGCCGCGGAGGAGGCCUCGCCCGCCCUGCCGAGGAACACUCGGUGUGAAAUUAACGUGCGUCCCAGCCACGUGGGCUGAGGUUUUUCUCUUUGGCGGCGAGGGGACGGGGCAGCCGCUUUGGCGGCGCGCAGGGGUCGCAAGGUUAACCUCGCGCCGGGCUCCCGGUCCUUUCCCACGCCUGAGGGGAAGGGCCCCGGGCGCGCGGGAGUGGCCGGCUCGCGGGGCCGCUCCAGGCCGAGGACGCGAUGGCUGCCACGGCGGCGGCGGGUCGGGCCGGAGGCAGCGCUGCCGGGGCGGGCCUGAGUGCGAGGGACAACUUGAAAAGAACCGGCGCGGUGUCCGCGACCCAGGAAGCGAGGCCGCGGUUGCUUCCUAGAAACAUGGUUGUUUGUUGGACUUGAUCUCACAGCCCAGUGAGGACGUCUUUACUGAUAAUGUCAAGUUCAGGUUACCCUCCCAACCAAGGAGCUUUCAGCACAGAGCAAAGUCGUUAUCCUUCACAUUCUGUCCAGUAUACCUUUCCCAGUACCCGACACCAGCAGGAAUUUGCAGUUCCUGACUACCGCUCUUCUCAUAUUGAAGUUAGUCAGACAUCACAGCUUUUACAGCAGCAGCAGCAGCAGCAGCAGCAGCUUCGAAGACGACCUUCCUUGCUUUCAGAAUUUCACCCAGGUUCUGACAGGCCUCAAGAAAGAAGAACUGGAUAUGAACAGUUUCACUCAGGACCCUCACCGGCGGAUCAUGAUUCCUUGGAGUCCAAGCGCCCACGCCUGGAGCCGGUUUCUGAUGCCCAUUUCCAGCGUGUUAGUGCUGCGGUUUUACCUUUAGUUCACUCGCUGCCAGAAGGCUUGAGGUCGUCUGCAGAUGCUAAGAAGGAUUCAGCUUUUGGAGGCAAACAUGAAGCUCCAUCCUCUCCUUUGGCUGGGCAAUCAUGUGGAGAUGAUCAAAAUGCUUCACCUUCAAAGCUUUCAAAGGAAGAGUUAAUACAGAGUAUGGACCGGGUAGACCGAGAGAUUGCAAAAGUAGAGCAGCAGAUCCUUAAACUGAAAAAGAAACAACAACAGCUAGAAGAAGAAGCAGCUAAGCCCCCUGAGCCAGAGAAGCCUGUGUCCCCUCCUCCUGUGGAACAAAAACACCGUAGUAUUGUCCAAAUUAUUUAUGAUGAGAAUCGGAAAAAAGCAGAAGAAGCUCAUAAAAUAUUUGAAGGUCUUGGCCCAAAAGUUGAACUGCCACUCUAUAACCAGCCAUCAGAUACCAAGGUGUACCAUGAGAACAUCAAGACAAACCAGGUGAUGAGGAAAAAACUCAUUUUAUUUUUUAAAAGAAGAAAUCAUGCAAGAAAACAAAGGGAACAAAAAAUCUGCCAGCGCUAUGAUCAGCUCAUGGAAGCGUGGGAGAAAAAAGUGGACAGAAUAGAAAAUAAUCCCCGGAGGAAAGCAAAAGAAAGCAAAACAAGGGAAUACUAUGAGAAGCAGUUUCCAGAAAUUCGAAAACAAAGAGAGCAGCAAGAACGAUUUCAGCGAGUUGGUCAGAGGGGAGCUGGUCUUUCAGCCACCAUUGCUAGGAGUGAGCAUGAGAUUUCUGAAAUUAUUGAUGGUCUUUCUGAACAGGAGAAUAAUGAGAAGCAAAUGCGUCAGCUUUCUGUAAUUCCACCUAUGAUGUUUGAUGCAGAACAAAGAAGGGUCAAAUUCAUCAAUAUGAAUGGGCUGAUGGAGGACCCAAUGAAGGUUUAUAAAGACAGACAGUUUAUGAAUGUUUGGACUGACCAUGAAAAGGAGAUCUUUAAGGACAAGUUUAUCCAGCAUCCAAAAAACUUUGGAUUAAUUGCAUCCUAUUUGGAAAGGAAGAGUGUUCCUGAUUGUGUUUUAUAUUACUAUUUAACCAAGAAAAAUGAGAAUUAUAAGGCCCUUGUGAGAAGGAAUUAUGGAAAACGCAGAGGCAGAAAUCAGCAGCAGAUUGCCCGUCCCUCACAAGAAGAAAAAGUAGAAGAAAAAGAAGAGGAUAAAGCAGAAAAAACAGAGAAAAAGGAAGAAGAAAAGAAGGAUGAUGAAGAAAAAGAUGAGAAGGAAGACUCUAAAGAAACAGCCAAGGAAAAGGACAGAACAGAAGCCACAGCAGAAGAACCUGAAGAAAGAGAGCAGGCCACUCCAAGGGGGCGGAAGACUGCUAACAGCCAAGGGCGCCGGAAGGGCCGGAUCACCAGGUCCAUGACAAGUGAAGCUGCAGCUGCCAGUGCUGCUGCUGCAGCCACUGAGGAGCCCCCGCCACCCCUGCCGCCACCACCAGAGCCCAUUUCUACAGAACCUGUUGAGACUUCAAGAUGGACAGAAGAAGAAAUGGAAGUUGCUAAAAAAGGCCUGGUAGAACAUGGUCGUAACUGGGCAGCCAUUGCUAAAAUGGUGGGAACUAAAAGUGAAGCCCAGUGUAAAAACUUCUAUUUUAACUAUAAAAGACGGCAUAAUCUUGACAACCUUUUGCAGCAACAUAAACAGAAAGUGAGUAGAGCAGUAGUGGCUUCACGGAAACCCCGUGAAGAACGAGAUGUAUCUCAGUGUGAAAGUGUUGCUUCCACUGUUUCUGCCCAAGAGGAUGAAGAUAUUGAAGCCUCAAAUGAGGAGGAAAAUCCAGAAGAUAGUGAAGGUGCUGACAAUAGUUCUGACACAGAAAGUGCUCCUUCUCCUUCACCAGUUGAAGCUGCCAAGUCCAGUGAAGACAGCAGUGAAAAUGCUGCUUCUCGAGGAAACACCGAGCCUGUGGCUGAGCUUGAGGCCACCACUGACCCUGCACCCUGUGCAUCUCCCUCUUCAGCAGUUCCAACCACAAAACCAGCAGAAAGGGAAAGCGUGGAGGCCCAGGUGACCGACAGUGCCAGUGCCGAGACUGCAGAGCCGAUGGAUGUAGACCACGAGGAGUGCGGUGCCGAGGGCAGUUCUGUUCUUGAUCCACCAGCCCCUACCAAAGCCGACUCCGUGGACCCAGAAAUGCAGGUACCAGAAAAUGCUGCGUCUAAAGGUGAAGGGGAUGCCAAGGAAAGAGACUUGGAGAGCACCAGUGAGAAGACAGAGGCUAGAGAUGAAGACGUGGUAGUGGCUGAACAGAUCCAGAGGCCUGAACCACAGUCAGACAACGACUCCAGUGCCACUUGCAGUGCGGAUGAGGAUGUGGAUGGAGAGCCAGAAAGGCAGAGAGUGUUUCCCAUGGAUGCAAAGCCUUCAUUGUUAAAUCCUCCUGGAUCCAUCCUAAUCUCAUCCCCUAUUAAACCAAACCCACUGGAUCUGCCACAGCUUCAGCAUCGAGCUGCUGUUAUUCCACCAAUGGUUUCUUGCACUCCAUGUAAUAUACCAAUUGGAACGCCCGUAAGUGGCUAUGCUCUUUACCAACGGCACAUUAAGGCCAUGCAUGAGUCAGCACUCCUGGAGGAACAGCGGCAGAGGCAAGAACAGAUAGACUUGGAAUGCAGAAGCUCUACAAGCCCAUGCAGCACUUCUAAGAGUCCAAACAGGGAGUGGGAAGGAAAAUCAGUCGCCUAUAUGCCUUAUGCUGAGGUCAAACGUGCUCUAGAACAGGAAGCACAGAUGCACAGUACCGCAGCAAGGUCAGCCUCACCGUGUAGGCUCUCUCCAAGAGAAGUCAGUAAAGCCGCUUCCCAGCCUGAUAUGAGUGCAGCCCGCUAUAGUGUCCCUCCAGUCCUCCAACCUGCUCCGCAUCAAGUGAUAACUAACCUUCCUGAAGGGGUUCGGCUUCCAACAACACGACCAACCAGGCCACCACCUCCCCUCAUCCCAUCGUCUAAAACCACAGUGGCAUCAGAAAAACCAUCCUUUAUAAUGGGAGGGUCUAUCUCACAGGGAACUCCUGGCACUUACUUGUCUUCUCAUAAUCAGGCUUAUACUCAAGAAGCAUCUAAGCCCUCGGUGGGGUCUAUCUCUCUGGGAUUGCCACGGCAGCAGGAGUCUACCAAAGCAGCUCCUUUGACCUACAUCAAGCAGGAAGAAUUUUCUCCACGAAGCCAAAACUCACAACCUGAGGGUUUAUUGGUCAGAGCGCAGCAUGAAGGUGUGGUCAGAGGCACUGCAGGGGCUGUCCAAGAAGGAAGUAUAACUCGGGGAACUCCAGCCAGCAAAAUCUCAGUGGAGACCAUUUCAUCAUUGCGGGGCUCUAUUACCCAGGGGACCCCAGCUCUGCCCCAGGCUGGCAUACCAACAGAGGCUUUGGUGAAGGGACCUGUCUCCAGGAUGCCUAUUGAAGAAAGCAGUCCUGAGAAGGUCAGAGAGGAAGCUGCAUCCAAAGGCCAUGUUAUCUAUGAAGGCAAAAGUGGACAUAUCUUAUCAUAUGAUAAUAUUAAGAAUGCCCGAGAAGGGACUCGGAGUCCAAGAACAGCUCAUGAAAUGAGUUUAAAAAGAAGCUAUGAGGCAGUGGAAGGAAGUAUAAAGCAAGGCAUGUCGAUGAGGGAGUCUCCUGUGUCAGCACCUUUAGAGGGUCUGAUAUGCCGAGCAUUACCCAGGGGGAGCCCUCAUUCUGACCUCAAAGAGAGGACUGUGCUGUCUGGUUCCAUAAUGCAGGGCACACCAAGAGCCACAGCUGAAAGCUUUGAAGACGGCCUUAAAUACCCCAAACAGAUAAAAAGGGAGAGCCCUCCCAUCCGAGCAUUUGAAGGUGCCAUCACCAAAGGGAAACCAUACGAUGGCAUCACCACCAUCAAAGAAAUGGGACGCUCCAUCCAUGAAAUUCCACGGCAAGACAUUCUCUCUCAGGAAAGCCGAAAAACUCCAGACGUGGUCCAGGGCACGAGGCCAAUAAUUGAGGGUUCCAUUUCCCAGGGCACACCAAUAAAAUUUGACAACAACUCAGGUCAAUCAGCUAUCAAACACAAUGUGAAGUCCUUAAUCACAGGGCCUAGCAAACUACCCCGUGGAAUGCUGGAAAUUGUACCAGAGAACAUAAAAGUAGUAGAACGGGGAAAAUAUGAGGAUGUGAAAGCAGGCGAGCCAGUGCGAGCCCGGCACACGUCAGUGGUGAGCUCUGGACCCUCCGUUCUCAGGUCUACACUUCACGAAGCUCCCAAAGCACAGCUGAGCCCGGGACUCUACGAUGACAGCAGUGCUCGCAGGACUCCUGUGAGUUAUCAGAACACCAUCUCCAGAGGCUCCCCCAUGAUGAACAGAACUGCUGAUGUUUCUUCCAGCAAGUCUACCAGUCAUGAAAGGAAAUCAACUCUGACCCCAACCCAAAGAGAAAGUAUACCAGCCAAGUCUCCAGUGCCCGGAGUGGAUCCUGUCGUGAGUCACAGCCCAUUUGAGCCUCAUCACAGGAGUAGCGCUGCAGGAGAGGUUUAUCGGAGCCACCUACCCACGCACUUGGAUCCAGCCAUGCCCUUUCACAGGGCUUUGGAUCCUGCAGCUGCUGCUUACCUGUUACAGAGACAGCUUUCGCCAACCCCAGGAUACCCAAGUCAGUACCAGCUCUAUGCAAUGGAGAACACAAGGCAGACAAUCCUCAACGACUACAUCACCUCACAGCAGAUGCAGGUGAAUCUGCGCCCUGAUGUCGCCAGGGGACUGUCCCCACGAGAGCAGCCACUGGGGCUCCCUUAUCCAGCUACAAGAGGAAUCAUUGACCUGACCAAUAUGCCUCCAACAAUUUUAGUGCCUCAUGCAGGGGGAACAAGCACUCCUCCCAUGGACAGAAUCACGUAUAUCCCUGGCACACAGAUUACUUUCCCUCCCAGGCCGUAUAAUGCUGCUUCUCUGUCUCCAGGACACCCAACACACCUUGCAGCAGCUGCAAGUGCUGAGAGGGAACGAGAGCGGGAAAGGGAGAAGGAGCGUGAACGUGAGCGUGAACGCGAGCGCGAAAGGAUCACUGCUGCUCCCGCUGACCUCUACCUGCGACCAGGUUCAGAACAGCCAGGCCGCCCUGGCAGCCACGGAUAUGUUCGCUCCCCUUCCCCUUCAGUAAGAACUCAGGAGAGCGUCCUGCAGCAGAGACCCAGUGUUUUCCAGGGCACCAAUGGAACCAGUGUAAUCACGCCUUUGGACCCCACUGCUCAGCUACGCAUCAUGCCACUGCCUUCGGGGGGCCCUUCCAUAAGUCAAGGCCUGCCAGCCUCCCGCUACAACACUGCUGCGGAUGCCCUGGCUGCUCUUGUGGAUGCUGCAGCUUCUGCACCCCAGAUGGAUGUUUCCAAAACAAAAGAGAGUAAGCAUGAAGCUGCCAGGUUAGAAGAAAAUUUGAGAAGCAGGUCAGCAGCAGUUAGUGAACAGCAGCAGCUAGAGCAGAAAAACCUGGAGGUGGAGAAGAGAUCUGUUCAGUGUGUGUGCACUUCUUCAGCCCUUCCAAGUGGCAAGCCCCAGCCUCAUGCCUCAGUAGUGUAUUCUGAGGCUGGGAAAGAUAAAGGGCCUCCUCCAAAAUCCAGAUAUGAGGAAGAGCUAAGGACCCGAGGGAAGACUACCAUUACUGCAGCUAACUUCAUAGACGUGAUCAUCACCCGGCAAAUUGCCUCGGACAAGGAUGCGAGGGAACGUGGCUCUCAAAGUUCAGACUCUUCUAGUAGCUUGUCUUCUCACAGGUAUGAAACAGCUAGUGAUGCUAUUGAGGUGAUAAGUCCUGCCAGCUCACCUGCACCACCCCAGGAAAAGCCACAGGCCUAUCAGCCAGAGAUGGUUAAGGCAAAUCAAGCAGAAAAUGAGUCCACUCGACAGUAUGAAGGACCACUGCAUCAUUAUCGGUCCCAGCAGGAAUCACCAUCUCCACAGCAACAGCCACCACUGCCCCCAUCUUCCCAGUCAGAGGGAAUGGGACAGGUGCCCAGGACCCAUCGACUGAUCACACUUGCUGACCACAUCUGUCAAAUUAUCACACAAGAUUUUGCUAGAAAUCAAGUUCCCUCGCAGCCUUCUACUUCUACAUUCCAAACUUCACCAUCUGCUUUGUCAUCCACACCUGUAAGAACUAAAACCUCAAGUCGCUACAGCCCAGAAUCACAGUCUCAGACUGUCCUGCAUCCCAGACCAGGUCCUAGAGUCUCUCCAGAAAAUCUUGUGGAUAAAUCCCGGGGAAGCAGGCCUGGAAAAUCUCCAGAGAGGAGUCAUAUCCCAUCAGAGCCCUAUGAGCCCAUCUCCCCACCCCAAGGCCCUGCUGUGCAUGAGAAGCAGGACAGCAUGUUGCUCUUGUCACAGAGGGGAGUGGACCCUGGUGAGCAAAGGAGUGAUUCUCGAUCACCAGGAAGUAUAAGCUACUUGCCUUCAUUCUUCACCAAGCUUGAAAGCACAUCACCCAUGGUUAAAUCAAAGAAACAGGAAAUUUUUCGUAAGUUGAACUCUUCUGGUGGAGGUGACUCUGAUAUGGCAGCUGCUCAGCCAGGAACAGAGAUCUUCAAUCUGCCAGCAGUCACCACAUCAGGUGCAGUGAGCUCAAGAAGCCAUUCUUUUGCUGAUCCUGCCAGUAACCUUGGUCUAGAAGACAUCAUCAGAAAGGCUCUCAUGGGAAGUUUUGAUGAUAAAGUUGAAGAUCAUGGUGUUGUCAUGCCCCAUCCUGUGGGCAUUAUGCCUGGUGGUGCCAGCACCUCAGUGGUGACGAGCAGUGAGACACGGAGAGAUGAAGGGGAGCCGUCACCUCACGCAGGAGUAUGCAAACCAAAGCUGAUCAACAAAUCAAACAGCAGGAAGUCUAAAUCUCCUAUUCCUGGGCAAAGCUAUUUAGGAACUGAAAGGCCUUCUUCUGUCUCCUCUGUACAUUCAGAAGGUGAUUACCACAGGCAGACACCAGGAUGGGCAUGGGAAGACCGGCCCUCUUCAACAGGUUCUACUCAGUUCCCUUACAACCCUCUGACCAUACGGAUGCUCAGCAGUACACCACCUACACCGAUCGCAUGCACCCCAUCUGCCAUCACCCAAGCAGCUCCACAUCAACAGAACCGCAUCUGGGAGAGGGAGCCUGCCCCGCUCCUCUCAGCGCAGUAUGAGACACUGUCUGAUAGUGACGACUGAGCUGUGUGUGGGAGAGCGCUCUGGCUUUGGUUUUUAUUGAAGAUAAAAAAAAAAAAAAGAUUCUGCCCUCCCAUGAUUUGUGCCCAGAGACUUCUCAGGAGAGCCAGGGCCAUGGAUGAGGAAGAAAUGAUGGAAAUUCAUUUGGAAAAUCAAAUGGGAAAAAACAAAAACUCUGCCUCUAAUAUAGGCACUUGAAUGGAUUAUAUCAGUGGCGGUGAAGUGGAGAGGUUUUUUUAAAGUGGACAAUUCUUGUUCUUACAUCUGUUUGUAAAGAAAACCAUGAUGUCUUUAAAUCAAUCUUCUGUAAAUAGAUGACCUUUUUGCAGUGUAUCUCCUUGCUGUAGUAUCUGGUGUACUUAAAUUUAAAUCAGCGGAUCAACUGGGGAGAAUUUUUAAAAUUCUUUGUGUAUCUUUUUAACCCCAGCCUCUAAACCUCACACAGCCCAGUUCCGCAGUGCUGGCUGUCAUGGGCAUUGUACUUUUGUUUCCUCUAAAUUCAGCUUUCCCAGUGAUGUUUAAAUCUUGUGGAAAUAUUUAGGUUUUUAACACAUACCCUGUCAUAAAGCCUGUAUGAGGUCAGAAGACAGGAGCAACACAACUGUCAUAUUGUGAGUUCCAGUGCAGGCUUGGCUUUCAUUGGUAGCACUGAAAAAAAUUACUGCAUGGGUAUGUUAUAGUUCAGUUUUAAAGUUUAAAGGCUUUUUUGAGGCAUACCUCAAUGUUUAUGCACACUGGUAAUUUAACCACACCCCCUAAGUAUUCUUUUGCACUUGAUGCAGCCCAACAAAGCUUCUGUUCUGAAAUAAAUUUUGACUCUAUCCUGUCCAUA